UUAACAUAAAAAACAGCCCCCUUUCAAGAAGCAGGCUGCCUGAGAAAUGAUGCACCAUGUGCUCUGAACUAGGUCACUCUCCACUCAGGGAACUCUGGGUGCGCUUCACUCUGCAUGUGUGUCUCUCGUACUGCAGGCUUCGAGUACCUUCCACAGCUGGAGGAGAGAAAGAAAUGGGGAAUAGCAUGAAAUCCACAUCUCCACCUUCGGAGAGGCCGUUAUCCAGCAGUGAGGGACUUGAAAGUGACUUCCUGGCUGUGCUGACUGACUACCCAUCUCCUGACAUUAGCCCCCCAAUAUUCCGGAGAGGAGAGAAACUGCGUGUGAUUUCUGAGUGUUGUUCAGCAGAGAUCACAGCGUGGGAUGAUGGGGGAAUGGUACAGACUUACACUGCUGAAGUGGAGGUGGUGCUGGGCAGCACAGGGAUCACACUUCUACUGGCUUUUGACAUUGUGUUUAUUUUAGAGUUAGCAAGUCUUGAUUUCUUGUGGACACUUAAGGCUGUCCUCUUUACUCUUAGCUGGCUGUUUGAAGGACUGGGCAGGGACAAGGCUGAGGAACUGCUGCAGCUGCCAGAUACAAAGAUUGGUAGCUUCAUGAUUCGAGAGAGUGAAACAAAGAAAGGUUUCUAUUCACUGUCUGUAAGACACAGGCAGGUGAAGCAUUAUCGCAUCUUCCGUCUUCCCAACAACUGGUACUACAUCUCACCAAGGCUCACCUUCCAAUGCCUGGAGGACCUAGUGACUCAUUAUUCUGAAGUGGCUGAUGGUCUAUGCUGUGUGCUCACCACACCCUGCCUGGCACAGAACAUACCUGCUCCAACAUCCCACCCAUCACCUUGCACCAGCCCUGGUUCACCUGUCACCUUGCGCCAGAAGACCUUUGACUGGAAGAGGGUAUCCAGAUUGCAAGAAGGUUCAGAAGGAGCAGAGAACCCACUCAGAGUGGAUGAAUCCCUUUUCAGCUAUGGUCUUCGGGAAAGCAUCGCCUCUUACCUGUCCCUGACAGGGGAUGACAGCAGCUCCUUUGACCGGAAGAAGAAGAGUCUCUCCCUAAUGUACACUGGCAGCAAACGCAAGAGUUCCUUUUUUUCAGCACCCCAGUACUUUGAAGAUUAAUGACCUGGCUUGUACACAAAAAAACAAAGGCUUUGACUUGUCACCUGGGGUCUUAUGGAGGCCAGCAUUCCUCCUUGGUUACCUCAGGUCUUCCAGGAAUCAAAGGAAAUCACACAGAGACUGCCUUUACACACUGAUCAGAGGAACUCCUCCCUGAUGUCUGAUCAGUAUUGUGGCGUCACAUCAUGUUUAAAUCAUGAUGAAAUGGGGCAGCACGUCAAAGAACUGUGUGUGUAUGAGUGUGUGUAUGUAGAACAGAACACUCUUGCAAGAGUACUUGGAGACUGACUCCAACUCACAAUCCAAAUGGCCCUUCUCUGAGACCAUGUGGAGAGCAUCCAUCUGAGAAAGAACAUGGGGACGAUGGCCUUCCUAGAUCUUCAGAAUGACCUCUACCUGGAGCCAAACUACCUUUAUGGUCCAGUGAGACCUUUGGGUUAUGUCUCUUCUCUUUCUAAAGGACCAGUGACACUAAACAAAUAUUCAGAAGAGAUUACAUCUCUGAGCCGAAUGGAAUCUUUAGCACUCAGGGGUAUUGAAGUCACGUGGGCAUUAGAUGGCCAUGCUAAGCCAUAGGAGAGUAUAGGGUAGUGAGGGAGAAAACAGGAGAGGGAGGAGGCAGCUCUACUGGAAAACCUCAGAUAGACAGUCUUGACUCAUCCAGUUGUUGGGGUUCUAUGUUUUAGAACCCCCAUUCCUCAUGCCUAUUGGAAGAUGCCUGGGUGAAAUACUGUGCUGAGGUCAAAUGGGAAUAAAUGAGGUAUGAAUGGAAUUCCUUAAUGCUGGGAUUCCAGCUGGAGCAGAGAGAUAAGGAGAACAACAUGAUGUAACCCUGAAUGUGAAACAGGAGGAACCCUCACAGGUACAAUGAACUGAGGAGGAGUGAGGGUUACCCAGGUGUUCUUAUUCCCAUGGAUCUACAAGGGAAUACAAGGCUUGUUGGACCAAGUAGAUUAGAAUGCUUAAUGUUUGUUUGUUUGUUGCUGUUUUGUUUUAUUCUAUAAGGAAGCUGGUUAGCUUUAGAGAAUUAAUUUAUCCUGUAUAUUUUCCUGUAAGAAGGGCUGGCAUCUGCAUGAAUAAGAAUGCCCCUUUCUAGGAAAGGGGAACUGGAGAAGCUGAAUGCUGCCAUAGAUUAUUGUGAGAGGUGAGAGAAAACCCACAGGGCACUAAGGAAAGAGAAGCCUUCAUUCUCUCUCACACCUAUAUCCUGCUGGAAUGGGAGACAGGAUAGUCAUGGCUAACUCAUCCCCGUCUAUCACAAGGAUUCUUGGUAAGAGAAAUACAGGAAAGAUUUGUCAUCCAUUAUGUGCAUUCAAUAUACCUGGGCUCAGCCUGCAGAUAGUGCAAGCAUAUGCCUUGACAUGACGUGACAUAUGGUUGGAUCUGGUAUUUUUACACCUAGAGGCAUGGGUGCUCUCUGAGGUCUUUCAAAAAGGCUAUUUCAAAGAUACUGGUCAGUGUGUGAGAAACAAAUGUCACACAAGGUCAGUGACUUCUGUUAUGAGACCAUGAUCUCUGGCUCCUGAUGUGUCUCUGUUCACUAUCUUCUGUGCUGUUUUCUGUUGUGGUCAAUGUGAUUGGAACUUUGAGUAGUAUGUGGGGGCACUUCUAAGUGGGAAGCAUUACACUUUGCCAAAUCAUGUAUUUAUUCCUGAUUAAAGUAAAACUAAUACUUA
Molecule: messenger RNA, 2794 nt
Organism: Mus caroli (Ryukyu mouse)
Lineage: Eukaryota; Metazoa; Chordata; Mammalia; Rodentia; Muridae
Source: RefSeq, a predicted model, not a curated record